CACUCCUCAGCAACACUGCAUUCAACACAGACCCAUUGAACUGUGCACCAUGCACAGUGCUUACCAGCCCACAGCACCGGCAGCGAACAAGUACCUGCAGAAGAAAUGGGACCAGAGCAAGUACGAGGAGCACAGGCGCAAGGUUGUAAAAGCUAGACCAGUGGUGGACACCAAGGGAUUCCAAACCCCUGCUCACCUCCACCUGAAACUUAAGAAAUUACAGCUGGAAGAGGAGCGCCUGGCCACCAUCGAGAGAGACAACCACAUCUUGUCAUCAAAACUGUCUGACAUCAUGAGGUCUAAGGGACUGGUGGACCAUAGGAACAGCUACCCAGAGAGGAGCCUCAACGCAGAGAAGCGGAGGCAGCAGCUGCAGGAGGUGACCCGGGAGAACCAGGGCAUCCUGGAGCGCAUCACGAACCAAGAGUCCGAGUACCGGCGCCAGAGGUGGGAGGAAGACUGGGAACGGACAGAGAGGUGCAGAGAUGACAUUGCCAGGUACCCGCGCAGAGUCACCAACCAGCAGAGGUAUAAGAAAGUGCUUUUUCAACAAGACACAGACCUCAACGAGAAACAGACCUCAAGCAGCUUGGACAGUGAACACUGAAGACACCAUACCACUGUCCCAGGUUCUUGGAUGUAUGAUAGGUGUCAAGGUCAUCUCUAAAGAGGAAGAGGAGUCACUUGAGACAAUAUAUGGAUAUAACAUUGGUAAUCAAUAUAUAAAUAUAACUUAUACUUGCAUUAAUGACUGCUGUGUUGAUUUUAUUUUGUGCUGUAAUAGUGUUAUACAGGGAGAUUCAUAAAUAUAGGAUACUCCCCAAAAAAUAUAAAAAAUUAUAAUAAAGAACACGUGU
Molecule: messenger RNA, 857 nt
Organism: Acipenser ruthenus (sterlet)
Lineage: Eukaryota; Metazoa; Chordata; Actinopteri; Acipenseriformes; Acipenseridae
Exons: 5
Coding region: 50-607 (185 amino acids)
Source: RefSeq, a predicted model, not a curated record